AUGAUUACCCGCUUCAUCACCGAGGUGACCACCAAAAUUAAUCCCUUCUCGGUCAAGUCCAGAUCCGCGCGCCUCUUCCUCACGGUCCUGCCCCCGUCGGCGAGGAGCCAGGGCAUGACGAUCAACACGAAGCUGCUGCCCAAGACCGCAGCGGAGAAGACCUCUCUGCAGGUGAAGUUCAAGGACGGCAAGCUACUAGACCUCGACUGCGAGAGCAUGGGAAUCAAGGGCCUCAUCGAAGAGUGCGACCGUCACUCGCGUUUGCUGCAGAAGCAGGCUGCCUUGGCGGAUGCAUAA
Messenger RNA from Cryphonectria parasitica EP155, 297 nucleotides. Its product is annotated as putative ribosomal protein YmL44, mitochondrial. The record is from RefSeq and is a predicted model, not a curated record. Gene Ontology annotation, cellular component: mitochondrial large ribosomal subunit. Bases 1 to 297 code for a protein of 98 amino acids. Lineage: Eukaryota; Fungi; Ascomycota; Sordariomycetes; Diaporthales; Cryphonectriaceae. Gene Ontology annotation, molecular function: structural constituent of ribosome. The transcript is spliced from 2 exons.